Colletotrichum chrysophilum is the source of this 6522-nucleotide messenger RNA. Its product is annotated as putative PKS/NRPS-like protein biosynthetic cluster. The transcript is spliced from 5 exons. The coding region runs from base 1 to 6522 and encodes 2173 amino acids. Lineage: Eukaryota; Fungi; Ascomycota; Sordariomycetes; Glomerellales; Glomerellaceae. Gene Ontology annotation, biological process: secondary metabolite biosynthetic process; fatty acid biosynthetic process. Gene Ontology annotation, molecular function: phosphopantetheine binding; fatty acid synthase activity; oxidoreductase activity. The record is from RefSeq and is a predicted model, not a curated record.
AUGCUCGAGCAGUCUUGUAGCCUGCCACCUGGCGGCACAGAGCUUGGACAACAAGGAAUCUUCCAUGACGGAAAGUCUUACAGCUUUGACGAGAAGGCGAAUGGCUACGCCCGCGGUGAGGGUAUCGCCGUUGUCAUCCUUAAGAGAGUAUCCGAUGCCAUCAGAGACGGUAACACUAUCCGUGGGAUCAUCAGAAAUAUUGGAUGCAACCAGGAUGGCAAAAGUCCCGGCGUCACGAUGCCAACUGCAGAAGCGCAGUCGAGCCUCAUGAACCGUCUGUACACCGAAGCCGGUCUCGAUCCAGGCGCGACCAGGUACUUCGAGGCACACGCCACGGGUACUGCUGUUGGAGACCCUAUCGAGAUGAGUGCUAUUAACUCAGUCUUCUCCAAGCGCCUUUCUGCUGAAAAUCCGAUGUAUGUCGGUUCCGUCAAGACGAACGUGGGCCAUCUUGAGGGCGCUGCAGGCCUUGCUGGCUUGCUGAAGUCCGUUUACAUCCUCGAGAGUGGCAUUAUUCCCAAGAACCUGUGGUUUGAAAAGUGGAAUCCCCAAGUACAGUUGGAUGAGAGCUUAUUCUUGGUUCCCACGACUGCCGUACCCUGGCCAGACAACACACCCCGAAGAAUCUCUCUGAACAGCUUUGGUAUAGGAGAUGUGCUGUCCAUGAACACGGAGAAGUUGAACAUUGAGACUCCUGCCUUAAGCCAUCCGACGGUGACCGCUCUGCAGGUUGCUCUCGUCGACCUUCUCCACAGCUGGUCAGCAGCACCGCAUGCUGUUAUCGGUCACUCCUCUGGCGAGAUUGCAGCAGCUUAUGCAUCUUCGGCCAUCUCUAGAGAGAGUGCGUGGAAGAUUGCUUACCACCGGGGCCGUCUAUCUUCUACAAUCAGUACGGGGGCCAUGAUUGCAGUCAGCCUUGGGAGAGAGGAAGCCAAGACUUAUGUCGAGAAAGUCAACCAACAAGACAGCGAAGGUCAUGUCACGAUUGCUUGCAUAAACAGCCCGAAGAGCGUCACCAUUAGUGGCAGUGCCAAAGCAAUUGACUUGCUCUCAUCCCUCCUGGACUCAGAUGGUAUCUUCGGCCGAAAGUUGAGGGUUGUCAAUGCCUACCAUUCUUCUCACAUGGACCCCAUUGCGGAGGAAUACGCCAGUAGCAUCGGAACCAUUGAGCCAGGGACGGCCCUAAAAGGAGCAUCAGUUCCGAAGUUCUUUUCCUCAUACCUGGGAAGGCAAGCAUCAGCUCAAGACCUACUGGAUCCGGCAUAUUGGGUUGGCAACCUGCUGUCGCCAGUGGAAUUCAGCGAUGGCCUGCAAGCCAUGAUGGGCGACUCGGUAGAUGAUGCAUCGACGUCAAAGAAGGCAGCAAUUGGUCUUCUCGUUGAAGUUGGCCCACAUUCAGUUCUCCAGUCUCCUAUUCGUGAUAUCCUACAAAUCACAUCUGGGGUCAAGGACGUCACUUACACGUCUAUGCUCAUCAGAAAUCGCCCAGCAGACGGCACAGCCCUCGAAGCGGCAGGCUAUCUGUUCUGCCGAGGGUAUCAACUCGACAUGUCUGCUGUAAUUUCCAGCACGACUGGGAACACUGCGCUCAAAAUGCUUGUCGACCUCCCCGCAUACCCGUUUGACCAUUCAACGGUUUACUGGAACGAAAGUCGACUGAGCAAGAACUAUCGGUUCCGCAAGCACCCACGCCAUGAUCUCCUGGGUUCCCCAGUUCCAGAUUGGAAUCCCUCAAAUGCCAUAUGGGGACAUUUCAUUCGAGCCAGAGAGAACCCAUGGGUCAAAGACCACGUCAUCACGGGCAGCACUCUUUAUCCAGCUGCCGGAAUGCUGGUAAUGGCAAUUGAAGCUUGUAAGCAAUUGGUUGACCCUGCUCUCAAGCUAGCUGGUUUCCGAUUCAAAGACGUCUCAUUCCAUACUGCCCUUGAUAUCCCGGAAGAUGCGGAGGGAAUCGAAACCCGAUUCCAUCUUCGCCCUCUCUGGGAGGGAACGUCAAGUCAGUCCGCGACAUGGAGUGAGUUCGAACUUUGGAGCUACCAAAACGACGAAUGGCGGAAUCACUGCCGUGGCUGGAUUCAAGCCGACAUCGACUCAAGCCAUACCAUUGUGGACGGUGGUCUAGAGCAGGUGAAGUUCGAGGAGACUUGCGCAAAGGUCGUGGAAGAUUCCGACAAGACCUGCCUUGACCCUCUCACUCAUGACCAAGUGUACGAGGCUUUUGAUUUGGCCGGCCUGAACUAUGGCCCUUCUUUCCGAAACCUGUCAGAUGUUAGUGUUGGGCCGUCUACCCUGGCAGCAAUGACUCUUACAUCGCCGGAUCUGGUACCUAUAAUGCCAUACGGCUUUACUCACCCCCACGUUAUCCAUCCCACGAGCCUCGACAGUGCCAUAUCGGGCGCCUUUAUCGCACUGCAUCGGGGUGGUGCGGAAGGCGACAUGCAAGCCGCUGUGCCAACAUCGAUCAAAGAGAUGUGGAUUGCUUCAAGUCAGAAUGAAACCACUCCGCUGCAAUCGAUGCGACUCUCUGCUGGUACCAUAGACAAAGGAGCCAGAAAGUUUGAGGCGGAGUUGAUCGGAGUUGAUCCCCAAUCUCGAAAGCCUCUUCUCACGGUCAAGGGGCUUGUAUGCACCUCCAUCGCCCACGGCGAAACGACCUCAUCCGAUACCAACACAUGCUACAACGUCGACUGGAGACCAGAUGCUACCCUUUUGAAGCAAGAAAAUGCUUUGCGGGGACUCAAUAUCUCGGAUUCGCUUCUCGAUCCCAACGAGUCUGCCAUCUGUUCCGACACACAUGCUCUCGUUUAUGCAUACCUGAAGCGUUAUUUGAAGUCUCAUAGUGCUGAAAGCGUUGACUCGACGAAGUCUCAUUAUCAGAAGUACUUGACUUGGGCUCAACGCUUCAUUGCCAACCGUGAGGGGCGUGCACUCAACCGCGAGAAGCUCGAUUACUCCGACGAGGCUAUCGCUACUCUGGAGACUAAACUGGACAACUCAAGUGCUGGAGGACGAUUGACGGUUGGCGUUGGACGAGUACUGCCCGACAUUCUUUCUGGCGCACGGGACCCGCUCCAAGUUCUCUUCACUGACCAACUUGCUGAGAACAUCUACCACCGACCCUACAGCUCUGCCAUCAUCGGAAACUACAUGCGCACACUGGCACACAAGAACCCACACAUGCAAAUCCUUGAGGUUGGAGCUGGUACGGGAGCAACUACCGGCCCGGUUCUUGAAGCACUCACUCGAGACGGGAAGCCGCUUUUUGGGAGAUAUGAUUUCACGGAUCUUUCACCUGCCUUCCUUGCCAAAGCCGAGCAGAACUUCCAGAGCACUGCACACAAGAUGGGAUUCGCCACACUUAACAUCGAGCAAGAUCCCCUGGCUCAGGACUUUGAGCAAGAGCAGUACGACGUCAUCAUUGCUUCCAACGUCAUUCACGCCACCAGAAGCAUCCAUGAGACAUUGCGCAACAUACGCCUUCUUCUGAAGCCCGGUGGAAAAUUCAUACUAUUUGAGGUCACCAACCUGGAUACAUAUGGCAACUUCUCGUUCGGAUUGCUUCCGGGCUGGUGGCUGAGUACGGAAGAGUAUCGAAAAGAUGGCCCACUCCUGACAGUUGAAGGCUGGGACUCGCAUCUCAAAGACAGCGGCUUCGGUGGUAUCGACCUCUGUUUCGAUGACGGUCUCGCGCCCGCAGAGUUCAACGUCAUGAUUGGCACUGCCAGGCCUGCAGAGACUCAGAAGUCUGAAGACGACUCAGUUAGCAUCAUUGUUGACGAUCGAUGUGCUUUACAACAGAGUCUGGCGAGCCAACUUCGAACUGCUCUGUCAUCUGGCGGUUCAAAUGUUCCCGUUGAAAUAGUCAAGUUGGUGGAUUUGAGCACAGCCAAUCUCGAGCGAAAGACAUGCAUCUUCCUCCCAGAGCUCUUUGAGUCUGUUCUUGCUAAACCCAACGAAAAGGUUUUCAGCGGGAUCAAAAACAUGUGCGGAUCGGCUCGUGCUAUCUUGUGGGUUGUUCAAGGAGGAGGUGUUGCCCCAACCAACCCCACCGCCGAUAUGGUACUCGGGUUUGCGCGAACCAUGAGAAUGGAGAAUGCAGCUCGAUUCCUCACCUUGAGCCUUUCCAGCCUGCCUCCCUUGGAGGACUGCCGGCAUGCCGCCGACACGAUUCUGCAGUUCGUCAAUGAGAAGCUUCUCGCUUCUGACACUUCCCCUCUUGUCGACCAUGCUUUCUGCGAACACGAUGGACUCAUCAUGAUUCCCCGACUCGUCACUGGUUCCGGUUUGUUCGGUGGCAAUGGCUCUAAGGCACUUUCUGGUCGCAACGCCGAGCCGGAGCCAACCGUCUUUGGAGCCAGUCCUGAACGGGCAUUGAUGUUGGAAGUCGCAACUCCUGGACUUCUUGACUCAAUGCGCUUCGUUGACGAUGAUAUCUACGGCCGUCCUCUGGGUGAAGGCGAAGUUGAGUUCCGUAUCAUGGCUGCUGGUCAAAACUUCCGGCAUCUUCUGCAUGCCCUGGGUCAACUCCCAAACAGCGCCAACGGUGCCGAAGCCGCCGGUAUUGUAACUCGGACGGGUCCAAACACCCCCUUCACUGUUGGUGAUCGUGUUUUCGGCUGCCAUCAGAGACUUUUCGGUACCUUUGCUCGAGGUCCUCACCACUGCUUGGCCCCGAUCCCGUCUCAGCUAUCCUUCUGCGAAGCUGCGGCUAUCCCGAUCGUCUUCAUGACGGCGUACAUGGCCCUCUACGACUACGCGCGCAUUCAAAGGGGGGAGACAGUGCUUAUUCACUCGGCCGCUGGAGGUCUCGGCCAAGCAUGUAUUCAGCUGGCGCAGCUCGCGGGCGCCGAGGUCUUUGCAACUGUCGGCUCCCUCGAUAAACGAGAUCUUCUUGUCAAGACCUACGGUAUACCGGCCGAUCACAUCUUCUCCAGUCGCGACCUGAGCUUCGCCCGCGGUAUCAUGCGGAUGACUGGCGGAAAGGGAGUUGAUGUUGCAGUGAACUCACUAUCCGGGGCCGCGUUACGUGCCACUUGGGAGUGUCUGACAUCGUUCGGUCGUUUCGCCGAGUGCGGCAAAAAGGAUGUCCUGGCUGCAGCAACGCUUCCGAUGCACCAGUUCCUCAGAAACGUCAGCUUCCGUUUGAUCGAUCUUGAGAUGCUGGUCAUGGAGAAGAAGGAGCAAGCUGGGCGCUUGAUGAGAGAUGUGAUGCAGCUCGUGGCUGAAGGUUCUAUCAAGAGCAUCCAGCCACUUCAUGUCUUCCCUUACUCCCAAGUCCAGGAGUCUUACAAGUUCAUGCAGUCUGGAAAACAUUUUGGAAAGAUUGUCCUCGAAUCACGACCUGACGAUGUAGUGAUGGCCACACCGUCACAGAAAGCAUCAUGGACAUUCAGUUCAGAUGCUACCUACGUAAUAUCCGGCGGAUUGGGAGGUAUUGGGCGCGGGAUCGCUAGGUGGAUGACCAAGCGCGGAGCUCGAAACUUGGUUCUUCUUUCGCGAACGGGUCCUACGCGAAAGUCAGCUCAAGCGCUGAUGGCUGAUCUGAAGUCAAAGGGAGUCACGGUUUCCUGUCCAGCAGCGGACGUUACAGACGCAGCAGCGCUAAGAAAGGCGCUUGAUGAUGUCUCAGCAGAAAUGCCCCCAGUCAGGGGUUGCAUCCAGGCUGCCAUGGUGCUCAAGGCUACCCUAUUCGCAAAUAUGUCAGUAAAGGACUACAUGACUUGCGUUGAUCCAAAGCUGCAAGGCUCGUUGAACUUGCAAGAGAUGCUGCCCUCAACCAUGGACUUCUUCGUCCUUCUUUCAUCUUUUGCGGGUCUCAUCGGUGAACCGGGCGAAGCCAAUUAUGCUGCUGGUAAUACUUACCAAGACUCUCUGGCUCGCCAUCUAGUUUCUAAGGGCCAGAAGGCUGUUGCGAUCGACCUUGGCAUGAUGGGUUCAAUUGGGUACGUUGCUGAAAGUCUUGACAGAGCAGCGCAGCUGGAGCACAUUGGUCUCGACGCCAUGAGACCCCAUGAGCUAUACAACAUCCUCGACGAAGUCUGUGAUCCUAGCGUUCCUCUACCCUCUACCCUGGAGUCCCAAGCGGUCUUCGGUGUUCCUAAGUUCCAGGAUCCUCGAUCGCUGAAUGGCAGAACACCUCUAUGGAAGCGAGACCCCAUUUUCAUUCACCUUCGACCUUCAGAUGACAACUCCGAGCAAGUUAAUGGCGAUCUUGGGGAUGAGACCCUGAGCUCCCGGCGUCUCCUCAGCUCUGCCGAAUCGCCUGAGGCAGCAGUCGAGGUCGUCAUACAGGGACUUGCUCAAAAGAUCUGGAACAUACUCAAUGCGGAUGUACAAGUCGAUCUGUCUGCUCCACUGCAUUCGUAUGGUGUUGAUUCUCUUGUUGCGAUUGAGCUACGGUCAUGGAUUGUCAACGAGAUGGGUGCGGAGAUGACCAUCUUUGAGCUGAUGGGCAGUGGCGGGCUUGAUGUUCUGGCGCCUCUGGUUGUUAAGAGAAGUGCUUUCGUGUCGGUGAAGGGUUGA